Dendrobium catenatum is the source of this 970-nucleotide messenger RNA. RefSeq names its product membrane steroid-binding protein 1. The record is from RefSeq and is a predicted model, not a curated record. The transcript has a single exon. Gene Ontology annotation, cellular component: endomembrane system; membrane. Lineage: Eukaryota; Viridiplantae; Streptophyta; Magnoliopsida; Asparagales; Orchidaceae. Bases 116 to 571 code for a protein of 151 amino acids.
UAACCUUUUUCUGAUUGCGAUUCUAUCAUCGGCCUCAAGAAUCUUUCUUUAUACCCUAUUCUUCCCCUUCCGCCGCUUUGACUUGAGACGGGAGAGAUUAGAGAGGAGGAACGAGAUGGAAGUGAAGGAGCUAUGGGCGACGCUCGAGCACGCGAUCAAGUCUUACACGGGGCUUUCUGCGGCGACCUUCUUCACGUUCGUGGCGGUCGCCGUUGCGUUCUAUUACGUGGUGUCCGCCUACUUCGAGCCGGCGCCGGUGGCGAGAAAGCGGGAGGUGGAGGCUGAGCCGGUGGAACCGCUUCCACCGCCGGUUCAGCUCGGCGAGAUCACUGAGGAGGAACUUAUCGCUUACGACGGUUCCGAUCCCAAAAAACCCCUUCUCAUGGCGAUCAAAGGCCAGAUCUACGACGUGACACAGAGCAGGUUUGUAUUCUUCAGCCUCUUUUUUUGUUUGAGGUUGAAUUCGGUGGACCGAUCAUGCUUUUGGUUUUUAUGUUGGGAAUAUACGCUUCGUGUUGGCUUUAUGAGUUGGAUUGAGGAUAUUUGCUUCAUCGGUUCUGGAGCUUUGUGAAAAUUACUAAUUAAUUUUAUUAACCAUCUUUUCCUUGUGAAAUAUUUAUAGUGUGUUGCUUUUCUUGGCACUUUCGUAGGAUUUCGCAAAAUUUCGAAUCCAACACUUUUUUAGCUGAAGGAGGGUAUAUUCAUCUGCGUUCCUUUUGAUUUUUGUCAUAUAUAUUUUGUUUUUGUGAAUUCCGAAGAAAUCCUUCUAAUUUCCCUUCUGUCUGAUGCAUCUUUAGGUUAUGAAGUUUUAAUUUCGUUAAUCUGGUGUAUUCUGCAUGUUAUCUUUAGUCCCAGGAAAUGCUUUCCUAGUAUCAGUUUAUUGAUAACGUGCUGGAUAUUAUUCUGCGUGUAAAUGAUUGGGUUCACGACUCAACGUAAAUUAAUGCACCGUGAUUCAAUUUUCUUUUGA